AUGGUGGAUAGCUGUUGUCCUGGAAACGCCACAGACAUUCCAGCUGUGCCCACCAUCUCCAUAUGCACAAAUCGUGGCAACUUCCGAAAUGGUAUCUGUUUGCCUAGUUCCUGCCGGAGCAGAACAUGGCAACUGGUCACAUGCCAAGAAAACUGUCAGCCAUCCAGCAGUGCCCCGAGUGGCUGUGAACCUGCUCCUUGUCAACCUACCUGCUUUCCAGCAACUCCUUGUGUGGGUUUUGUUUGCCAACCCAUUAGCUCCUGCACAGCCUACUACAAAUCCAGCACUGGUCAGCCUGCUUAUCUGGUUAGCUCAUGCCAGCCUCCCUGCUCGGAAUCCACUGGUGGUCAGCCAAAGUUCUGUGAAGCCAGCUCCUGCCAGGAACCUGUGUUUGCGUCCGGAUCAUGCCAGGCAGCUUGUGGCCAAUCGGUCUGCUGUGACACUGGGUCCUGCCAGCCAUCCUGCUCUGAGGUAACUUCCCAUCUUGAAACAUCUUGUCCAUCAACCGUCUGUGCAGCUAGUCCAUGCCAGCCACCGUGUUGCCAGGCAGGUUCAUGUCAACCUGCGAGCGGUGAAAAUCAGCCCUGCAAAUCGACUUAUUACCAACCCGUCUGCUACAUUUUCAAGACUUGCCAAUCAGUUCCUUACACGUCAGUUCCCUGCCAUCCGUCGACUUGUAUGUUGAGUCCUUGCAGUCCUACCUGCUGUGUGUCCUCCCCUUGCCAGCCACUGCCCUGCCAACCAGCUCCUUCCAUAUCCUUCAUCUGCCAGCCAGUGGCUAACUGCCAGCCCUCUUGUUCUGUAAAGAGCUCUUGCACACCAGCUUCCUGUGGCACCAUGCUUUCUGGCCAACCCACUUGUGUUGGACCCACUUCCUGCAAUCGAAGUAGCUGCAAAUCCCCUUCCUGCCAACCAGCCUGCUGUGUGACAGGUUUAGGCAAAUCAUCCAGUGGUGGCUCCAAUUGCUUCCAACCAACUCCUCCACAUCUCUGCGAAGCCAGCACCUGA
Molecule: messenger RNA, 1008 nt
Organism: Pteropus alecto (black flying fox)
Lineage: Eukaryota; Metazoa; Chordata; Mammalia; Chiroptera; Pteropodidae
Gene: KRTAP29-1
Product: keratin-associated protein 29-1
Exons: 1
Coding region: 1-1008 (335 amino acids)
Cellular component (GO): keratin filament
Molecular function (GO): structural molecule activity
Source: RefSeq, a predicted model, not a curated record